Molecule: messenger RNA, 1278 nt
Organism: Cokeromyces recurvatus
Lineage: Eukaryota; Fungi; Mucoromycota; Mucoromycetes; Mucorales; Mucoraceae
Product: WD40-repeat-containing domain protein
Exons: 6
Coding region: 38-1099 (353 amino acids)
Biological process (GO): mRNA export from nucleus
Cellular component (GO): THO complex part of transcription export complex
Molecular function (GO): protein binding
Source: RefSeq, a predicted model, not a curated record
AUUCAUAUACAUAUACAUAUAUAUUUUUAGUUAUAACAUGGAGCCACAAAUUGAAGAAAUUGAGGAUGAUGGAAAGAUCGUUUAUGAUUGGAAUCCUCCUACAGGACAACAACAAAAAUUUUAUUAUAAAGGAUAUCCUAUUGAUAGAGAACAUGUUACUAAGAUGUUUGAAAACUCAAAAAUAAGAGAAUGUCGUGGUCAUAAAGAAAAAGUACACACAGUAGCAUGGAAUAGUGAUGGUAGAAAAUUAGCUUCAGGUUCUGUAGAUAAAACGGCACGCGUUUGGUCUCCACAUCGAGGGACAGAUAUUAGAUAUUCUAUAGAAUUAAAAGGCCAUACAGAUAGUGUAGAUCAAUUAGAUUGGGAUCCAACUCAUCCAGAUAGAUUAGCAACAGCUUCAUGUGAUAAGACAGUACGAUUAUGGGAUCAACGAACUGGUAAAUGUACAGCAGUAAUACAGACAGAUGGAGAAAAUAUCAACAUUUGUUGGAGUCCAAAUGGAAACAAUAUCGCAGUAGGAGAUAAGAAUGACACAAUCAGCAUAAUUGAUACUCGUACAAAUAAAAUCAUUGAUAAACGUAAACAUCCUGUAGAAGUGAAUGAAAUUGCUUGGAAUAAUGCCAAUAAUCAAUUUUACGUCACAACUGGACAAGGCACGAUUAGAGUCUAUGAUUAUCCUUCUUUUGAACUUCAGACUAAUUUACGUGGACAUACAGCGAAUUGUUAUUGCGUGGAAGUAGAUCCAACAAGCAAAUAUCUUGCUGUAGGUUCAGCUGAUGCCUUGAUCUCAUUAUGGGACACAAAUACCUUUCAAUGUGUUAAAGCAUUUCAAGAACUCACUUGGCCCGUUAGAACUCUUGGGUUUAGUUUUGAUGGUCAAUACAUUGCAUCUGCCUCUGAAGACCAUUUUAUUGAUGUGUCACAUGUGGAUAGCGGGGAAUCAGUUCAUCAUAUAGAAUGUACUGCAGCAAUGAAUACAGUUGCUUGGUCACCUCGUGAUUAUUAUCUAGCGUAUGCAGGAGAUGAGCUUAACUCAGAUGGUAAAUAUGCAGGCAAUUUGAAGAUUUUUAGUAUGAAGGAUCCUCGAGAUCAAAAAUAAAUAGAUAAAAUACUAUAAUGCAAUUUUUUUUGGAGCCCUGAUAUAUAAAUACAUAAUAAGGCUUUAUUUCAUUAUGUUUAUGGGAUGGAAAGCAAGAAAUUUAGACAGAAAUAGUGUAUGUAUUUGUAUUCAUGAAAGAGAAGCGGGAUUGAUUUCAAUUGUGUACAAUUUAAUAAGUG